Messenger RNA from Trichobilharzia szidati, 2664 nucleotides. Lineage: Eukaryota; Metazoa; Platyhelminthes; Trematoda; Strigeidida; Schistosomatidae. The record is from the annotation of a GenBank genome assembly.
AUGAUUAAUAUCACAUCUUCUACUGGACCUACAGCUAAACCUCGGAGUAAAACUCGGAAUUCAACAGAAACAUUCGCUGUUACUCCUCCUCCAAUAUCUAUCAAUACUUCAGAAGAUCAUUUAGCUUCAAAAACUUCAACUGGUAUUAACAGACCAAAACUUCCUGUUGAUCCAGUUAUUAAAAUUGCUACCGAAGAAGAUACUUCAGAAUGCCCAUCCCAUCGUGCUUCAGCGGAGAAAAAGUAUCAAGAUACUUUGGAUGUGCAAGGAAACGAUGAUGAUGCUUAUAGUAGCGGAGGUGAAGAAAUUUAUGUUAUUUCUCGACGAGUUGGAUUCACAGAUGAUGUUGAAGACAAUGAAGAGAAAUCGAAUCAGAAGCUUAUUCGGCGUGAUACACCACAUUAUACAAAACGAGCUAGAAUCCAGUCAAAAACUGCUGAUGGAGUGGAUAGUGAAGAAGCAGUUUUGAAAAUCUUGGAAAAGUAUCGAGCAUCUGUUUCACCGAAUCCUGAUUCAAAUUCAACUGAUGCUGACAAAACAGGAAAACGGUUUGCAUCGCCAUAUAGUAGUUUAUGCGCUUUGGAUAUUCCUUUACAAACUCGUGAAUUAAGUUCCCCGUCAUCUUUACACCGGCAACCUGCUCCUCUUAUGCAAGAACAAGUUGAAGUGCAUAUUCAUCGUCAAUCUGGUGCUGGUUUAGGCUUGAGUGUUGCUGGUGGAGUUGGAUCAAUACCAUUCCGUGGUUCAGAUUAUGGAAUAUUUGUUAGCCGACUAAAUCCCACAGGACUGGCUGCUGCUUCUGGACUUAAACUCGGAGACAAAUUGUUAGAGGUUAAUGGUGUUAAUCUUGUCAAUGUUGAACAUCAUGUGGCUGUCGCUGCUUUGCGUGCCAAUACCAACUACUUCCGUGUAAUUGUUGCUCGUGAUAUCAAUCCGUCUAAUAAAUCAGAUAGUGUUAAACUAGUUUCUUCCCCUUUGUCCAUUUCAACAACUACAACAACAACAACAACAACUGGCGGUGUCGCUUUGUCUACUAAUUCUCCGCUGAUGGGAAGCAUUAAUACGAAAAGCAUACCUGAACACAUUCAUUGUACAUUGACUCGAGAUUCAAAUGGUCUUGGAUUUAGUAUUGCUGGUGGUCGAGGCUCACUUCCUCCACCGUUGGAUAAUGAAACUAUUUAUGUUAGUAAAAUAACUGAAGGCGGAGCUGCUCAAAAACAAGGUCGGAUUCAGAUUGGAGACCAAAUAAUUAGUAUAAAUGGCGUUGAUGUUAGGAAUGCUCGUCACGAUGAAGCUAUUUCACUAUUAACUGGUUCUCAGUCUGUAGAUGUUGAACUGCUUCGUUAUACUACUAAUACUACUACUACUACUGAUGACAGUGGUACUUUCAAUGGUCUCUCAAAAACAUCUAAUGGUUUUAUGACAUCACCGUCAAUACCGAGUAUCAAGAGAUCGGAUGAUUUUAAAAAUACUACAAAGUCAGGCGAUCUUGUUAAUUCAGACAGUUUUAUUUCUGGAAAGUCUGAUUCUCGAGUUUACCUUUAUAGUGAAAAAGGUAUACCUGUAGAAAAAAUCACUAUUCGUAAUGAUGGUGGACCUCUUGGCUUAGCUAUUUGCGGUGGAUCAGAUAUCAGUUGUCUUCCAUUUGGUAGUAAAGAACCAGGUAUUUUUAUAUCCAAGAUUUCUGCGGAUGGUGCUGCUGUUAAUACUGGUUUACGCAUUGGAGACAGAGUUCUUAAAGUUAAUGGAGUGGAUCUAAGACAUGCUACACACGAUGAAGCUGUUCAAGCAUUGAUACAACCUGCCAAAGAACUUCAACUUGAAGUACGCAGAGACCCACCCCCUCCCGGUUUAAGGCGUGUUACAGUGACCAAAAAACCUGGAGAACGAUAUGGAUUACGUAUUACAGGUGGACUUAACACUAAUGAUUGUAGUUUGGUCAAUUCUUUGGGAUCACGUUUCUCAUCACUUGCCAAUGAUGAUGGUAUAUUUGUAACUUGGGUUACACCAGACGGUGCUGUAGCUCGAGAUGGUCGACUGAAGCCAGGCGAUAGAUUACUAGAAAUUAACGGGCACUGGUUGAUGGGGGUUACUCUAGAUGAAGUAUUGCAACUUUUCAGAGAAGCUCAAUCAACACUGACUUGUGUUGUCUGUGAUGGUCCAGUAGAUUUCGCACUACAAAUUACUAAGACAACUAAUUCAAGAAACACGGAAACACCCUAUGCUAUGCCGGUUUCUAUAAUACGUUCUGCUAUGCCAUCAAUUCCUGACGCAUCUGUUGACGACAGUUCAACAUUGCUACCGCAAGUAGAAAUAACCAACAGUAUCCAUAAACUAAGCCUCGAGGCGGAUGAAUCAAACUGCACUCUGAAUGCACACCGCCCUGCACAAAAGUCGGUGUUCCAACCUGCCAGAUCAGAAACGAAUAAAAACGAAAAUAUACAUCAGGAGUCUAUAUUUGUAGCCUCUCCCGUACGUGUUUUCCCCAUGACUCAAGCGAAGGAGAGAAUGAAUUAGGUAUUCGAUGUUAGAAACGUUUCAGUUUAAUUGAAAACUGUUUUAAAAACUUCCCUAUAAACAGAAUCAUUUACACCAGGGUAUUUUUCCUUUCUUUCAGGAACCGAUUACACGACACUAACGGAGCAAAUAUUCAGUAGACGUUGA